CUGACGACAAAAUGGUUAAAUCAAAGAAGUGGAUACUUGCUGCAGAGUUUGAAGGAGAGCCAAAGGACUCCGACUUCAAGCUUGAAGAGGAGGAACUGCCUGCUUUGAAAGACGGAGAAUUCAUCUGUGAUGCAGUGUAUCUUAGUGUGGAUCCGUACAUGAGGUCUCGUUCUUACCCUGUCGGGAGUUGCAUCAUCGGCGAACAGGUAGCGAGGGUGUCGGAGAGUAAAAACAAGGACUACCCCGUCGGAUGCCUGGUCCAGAUGCAAUCGGGGUGGCGUUCACGUACACUGGUCGACCCUUCAAAGCCAAAAGACUUGGAAACCAUUCGUUUCCUCAAAGUGCCCGAUCUUGGAACACUGGAGCCAUCUCUUGCACUGGGAAUCUUGGGGAUGCCAGGGAUGACAGCCUACUUCGGGUUCCUGGAGAUCUGUCAGCCAAAGGCUGGAGAGACUGUACUGGUUAACGGUUCCGCGGGGGUGGGCAGUGCUGUCGGACAGAUCGCCAAGAUCAAGGGGUGCAAGGUGAUUGGAUUUGCUGGAUCAAAGGACAAAUGUGAUUGGGUGAAGAGUCUUGGAUUUGAUCACGUGUUCAACUACAAGGAAGUAGACAUCGACGAGUCCCUGAAAAAGGCGGCCCCCGACGGAAUUGACUGUUACUUUGAUAACGUGGGAGGAGAUUUCACGUCUACAGCACUUCAGCAUAUGAAUAUGUUUGGUAGGGUUUCUCUUUGUGGUGGUAUCUCAGUCUACAAUGCCACAAAGCCACCCAUCGGUCCAUAUCCCUUCAUGACGAUCGUGUUCAAACAACUGAAAGUUGAAGGUUUCAUCGUGUUUCGGUGGUGGGACAGGUUCUUCGGAAGGCAAGGCUGAAAUGAAGAAAUGGAUAGAUGAGG
This is a messenger RNA of Haliotis rubra (blacklip abalone), 895 nucleotides long. Its product is annotated as prostaglandin reductase 1-like. Gene Ontology annotation, molecular function: 15-oxoprostaglandin 13-reductase [NAD(P)+] activity; 2-alkenal reductase [NAD(P)H] activity. Gene Ontology annotation, cellular component: cytoplasm. Gene Ontology annotation, biological process: prostaglandin metabolic process. The record is from RefSeq and is a predicted model, not a curated record. Lineage: Eukaryota; Metazoa; Mollusca; Gastropoda; Lepetellida; Haliotidae.